CAAUAGUUCUUUGAAGCUUGCAAAUUUCAUUCAUUCCAUUUCAAAAACCAAGAACACUCCUCAUUCUUCAAAACCCUCUCCCAAAAAAAUGAUGAAUAAGCAUCAGCAACACCACCCACCACCUUCAUUUCCAAAGCACUUCCUCAAUGCCCAAAUCCACCUCCAUAAAAUCGUCUCAAGUUUUCUAAUCUUUGCUUUCGGUUUAGCACUAGGCGCUUCCCUCAGCAUCUACCUCAAAGAUUUCCCCUUCCAACUUUAUUCAACACAAAACAAAUACUCUCAUUUGUCAACAAAUAAUCUAACAUUUUCUUCUCCACCACCUCCACAAUCUCUCAAUAUCCCAACAAAUAAUCGAACAUCUUCUUCUCCACCACGACCACCACAAUCUCUCAAUAUCCCGACAAAUCAAACAAGAGCCAAAACCUCCGCCGCCAGCCCUGUACCACCAAUAGGGUUGAAAGAAUACACUAAGUCGCCGAAUAUUUUGCAUGAAAUGGACGACGAUGAGCUGUUGUGGAGAGCUUCUCUGGUGCCGCUACGGCGGGGUUUGCCAUUUAAACGGACUCCAAAAGUUGCAUUCAUGUUUCUGACGAGAGGGAGCCUGGCAAUGGCUCCUCUCUGGGAAAUGUUCUUCAAAGGACAUGAAGGGCUGUACUCCAUUUAUGUCCAUGCCAAUCCGGAUUUCAAUGACACCAUACCUGAAAACUCGGUUUUUUAUGGCAGGAGGGUUCCGAGUAAGAAUGUGACAUGGGGUCAACCUAACAUGGUGCAAGCUGAGCGUCGCCUAUUAGCCAAUGCUUUGCUUGACUUCUCCAACCAACGUUUUGUGCUCCUCUCAGAGUCAUGCAUACCACUCUUUAACUUCAACAUAGUCUACAAUUAUCUCAUGGACUCAAACCAAACGUUCGUGGAGGCCUACGACCUUCCCGGCCCUGUCGGCCGAGACCGGUACAGGCACAAAAUGAGGCCUCAUAUCAUACUCGAUCAGUGGCGAAAAGGCUCACAGUGGUUCGAAGUGGACCGUGAGAUCGCGACCGCAAUGGUUUCGGAUGAAAAGUACUUCCCGUUAUUCACAAGGUAUUGCAAACCCCCAUGCUACUCCGAUGAGCACUACUUGCCCACAUAUGUAAGCAUCAAGUUUUGGAAGAAGAAUUCUAACAGGACGUUGACCUGGGUUGACUGGUCGAGGGGUGGGCCCCAUCCGUCUAAGUUUAUGAGAACAGAUGUAACGAUCGACUUCUUGAAGAAGCUGAGACAUGGAAGCAACUGUGAGUACAAUGGGAAGCCAACCAAUAUUUGCUUUUUGUUUGCAAGGAAGUUCUUGCCACACUCUUUAGAUAGGCUGUUGAGGUUUGCUCCAAAGAUCAUGAGAUUCAAUUGAUUUUUAGGGUUUAGAGGUUUUCUUUUCUUUUCUCAUCAUUCAUUUCUCUGUAAACUAAAAAGGCUUAUGGUUGUUUUUGUCAUUAGCUUUUGUGGCAAAUAAAAAAU
Molecule: messenger RNA, 1488 nt
Organism: Malus domestica (apple)
Lineage: Eukaryota; Viridiplantae; Streptophyta; Magnoliopsida; Rosales; Rosaceae
Product: glycosyltransferase BC10-like
Cellular component (GO): membrane
Molecular function (GO): glycosyltransferase activity
Source: RefSeq, a predicted model, not a curated record